AUGCUGCUUUCACGGAGCUUUCGCUGUGCUCUGGUAGCAGCGCUGCUGCUGCACCUCUCUCUCUACUGCUCUCUUGCCCAACACUCACCCUCUCUGCCGAGCACGGCAGGCAGGCAACUCGCCGCUGCCAAGCAACAGCCGCAAGCGCCGGGCGGGGUGACGAGCACGAGCCUCGUUCUUCUGCCCAACAACCCGCUUGGCGCGAAAUGCCUCGACGGCAGUCCCCCGGGGUACUACUUCCGCCCGGGCUUUGGCGCGGGGAAGCGCUUCUGGCACAUAUUCCUGCCCGCGGGGGGGUGGUGCACCACGCUCGCGGACUGCGCCCUGCGCGGCACUCGUCCGCUUGGCUCCACGCGCUACUGGGCUCGCCUCAACGGCUCUGUCCCCCCGUCCGCCUCAGUCCCGACCCCCCCGUCACCUCCCUCUACCACCCAGUCGCGUCCCCCUUUCCUCUUCCCCACGCCGUCGCCCCCGUCGUCGUCGUUAGACGACAGUGACGACUCGCAGAGCGCGUCCCCGCUGCGCGCCGUGCCAGGGUUCAGCGGCAUGCUGAGCAGCAGCGAGGCGGUGAACCCGGGGCUGUUCAACUGGAACCUCGCCAUGCCCAUCUACUGCGACGGCGGCGGGUACGCUGGCACGGCUGGCCGCGUGCACCUGCCAGGGAAAGGAAACAACUCCAUUUACCUCGAUGGCUUCAAUGUUACACGGACCAUUCUCGCAGAUCUCCUGGCAGUGCGUGGGUUGGCGUCUGCACGGCGUGUGCUGGUGGCAGGAGCAUCAGCGGGAGGGCAGGCUGUGACAGCGUGGUGCGAGCGAGUGGCGGCCAUGGUGCCCGGCGCCGUCACCAAGUGCCUCGUGGACUCGGGAGUAUUCCUGG
Molecule: messenger RNA, 877 nt
Organism: Closterium sp. Naga37s-1
Lineage: Eukaryota; Viridiplantae; Streptophyta; Zygnematophyceae; Desmidiales; Closteriaceae
Source: the annotation of a GenBank genome assembly